GACAUCUGGUGGGCUGGCUGUGGAACGCAAGACUACUGCAGUUGUCCCAUUCGGGAAGGGAGGUUGGUGGUCUGUUUUACAGUAACUCCCCUAGAGGUAGCUGAUCGAUGUCUAGCGCGGCCUUUGAACCGUGAAUGCUCAUGCUGUGACGAUGUCAAUGUGAUAGCUUGGCAUUUUGUCGUCCUCGGAUGCUGA
Bipolaris zeicola 26-R-13 is the source of this 195-nucleotide messenger RNA. RefSeq lists its product as uncharacterized. The transcript has a single exon. NCBI's taxonomy places the organism in Eukaryota, Fungi, Ascomycota, Dothideomycetes, Pleosporales, Pleosporaceae. The record is from RefSeq and is a predicted model, not a curated record. The annotation marks the transcript as partial.